AUGCAAGGUAUCAAGCGUGUAUCUGAUCCCGUGACAAAGAAGCAACCAAUCACCCCGGCCUUCCUCCGACUGCUUCACCGGAGCCUCGACACCUCUCAGCCCCGAAGCCGUCUUCUCUGGGGCUCCGUGCUACUUGGAUACUUCUUUCUCCUGCGGCGUUCAGAGUAUCAGCGAGACGGAUCGCGAAGACACCCGUUCUGCUUGAAGACAACGAACGCCUACUUUUCGGACAAGACCGGGUGCCCUACUUCAGAACGCGCUGCUGUGUCGGUGACCAUCGGGCUGGCUGGGUCGAAGAACGACCAGUACGGAAGAGGAGCGUGGAGAACGAUGCACGCAACGGAUGAUCCGCUGCUGUGCCCCAAGCAGGCACUCCACCACAUACUACGUGCCCGUCAGGAGCUGAGCUACGAUCGCUCGGUGCAUUUGUGUGCGGACCUCGACGCCGCGGAAGUGAACCGGGCCCUGAAGGCGUUGGCGACAAGGAUCGGUGUUCCACCAACGAGGUAUUCCACCCACUCUAUUCGCGCGGGCGGAGCCACAGCACUGUUGAACGGACGAGCUGACAGUCUGUCGAUCAAGCUCCUGGGCCGAUGGAUGAGCAAUUGCUACGAAAGCUAUCCCGUUUUAGCGGCUCAGGCAACCGUGAGUCUCUCUCAACAGAUGAUACAAGACGACCAAGAACUCCGGCCAAGCCCACGAGUGUGGUAAGCAUUACUAUGGGGCCACUCACCACGCCCCCACGCGUGACCGGAGGAGCUCAACAUGUUCACCCCAAAAAAAAGAAGAGUCUUGCGUAUUGGAAACUCCACACUGUACCAGCAUGGUCAAACUCACGCUCACCGUCGCCGCCGUCAUGACCGCAGCUGCCGUCCUCGCCGAUAUCGGGGUGACUCAGCCAGACUCGCCGCACCACAGGCAGUUCCUUCGCCACGCAGGACCGAACGGAAGUGGCGUCGGCUUCGGCUCUGCGGGGAGCAGUCCCCGCGACCCUUCUUCGUCUGCUGACCGAGACGAUGCUGGCAG
Molecule: messenger RNA, 1026 nt
Organism: Phytophthora sojae
Lineage: Eukaryota; Oomycota; Peronosporomycetes; Peronosporales; Peronosporaceae
Exons: 1
Coding region: 1-711 (236 amino acids)
Biological process (GO): DNA integration; DNA recombination
Molecular function (GO): DNA binding
Source: RefSeq, a predicted model, not a curated record